Molecule: messenger RNA, 966 nt
Organism: Penicillium oxalicum
Lineage: Eukaryota; Fungi; Ascomycota; Eurotiomycetes; Eurotiales; Aspergillaceae
Exons: 3
Coding region: 1-966 (321 amino acids)
Source: RefSeq, a predicted model, not a curated record
AUGGUUGUGAGAAAAAGAAUAUCGGGUUCGAAUGGCCCUGAUUCCCUCGACUUUAUACCGCAGACAUGUCCUCACGAUUUCUCUGCAUAUACACAGCCCUCAACCCAUGUUGGUCGAGUCGACGAAUUCGCACGUGGCUCGCGUACCGACGGCUAUCAGGCCCCCGAGACGCCCGAGAUCGCAGCGGACGAAUCGCAUGCUCGUCGCACGCCUUCUGGCGGACAACUAUGGGACAACUAUGGGACACGUGCGAGAGCGACUCGCGAGACGGGCAUCGUAGCCACCUGUUCAGCAGGGCUUGGCAAUUUGCCUAGAGUACAAGGUCAGAACCAGUCACUAGGAAUCGUGGAGCAGUCUCGGGGCAAAAUCACGCAAAUGGAACCCGUUCGAGAGGAAGAAUCCAGCCCCAAAAACGCCGAGCUUGGCGAGACUUGGCAGGUCUGGGCACCGCCGAUGUUUUACGUGCGCAAGUGCAUCCCUUCAUACUAUCAAGCUAUCUUUGGAGGGGACCUGUGGCGUCCUCCAAGGCUUGGCGGAGAGGGCCGGCAGCGGGUCCAACACGGACCCCCGCUUCCUAUAAGACGACGCCAUUCACCCCACGUGCGACGAGCAGAGGUGCUCAUCUUCCCUCCGCAUCCACGCCCACAACCACUUCGGACUUGCUUCCUGUCGCGUGCGCUCACCACUAUGUUUGGCGAUCAGACCACCUCCCCCGUCCACAGCAUUCGCAGCGAGAUGGCUAUCGUGAUGAGUGAUGUUGUCCAUCACGCUCGCGUCUCGACCCAAAUGGUGGGCCCCGCUUCGGUCACCGAUGAUGAUGGCUUCCAUGCAGGAGAAGCAUCAUGGGUCCUCUACAUUCGACCCCGGAACCAGAAUCCGAUGGACCGUGCUCACUUGGGGAUGUCUUUGGUGUCAAUCCAGGAGAGGAGAUUGUGGAUGGUUCAAGUCCUCGCGGCAGUCUCGUGA